GUAGCAGAAUUACCGGACUGGUUCUAGGAGGAUCAGUGCUGGGCAUCUAUCUUUAUACGAUAUUGUCGGUGAAGCAGGAAAAAUUUCUGGAUGAUUUUGAAGAACCACUGAAAGUUGAAUUGCCAGAGAAACAAUAGGGCUUAGAAAUUAUCUUUAAAAUGUCUUCAUCUACCGCAAUAAGCUUGUUGGCAAAGAGUGGUGCUAGGAUUCCUCCUUUACCGACAAUACGCGACUUGGUUGGAUUGUACAAGCUAAGAGCAAUCAAACAACUUUUGCAGAACUUCCUUAUGGACGAGAGAUUAACGAAUAAAAUAGUGCGUGCGGCGGGCAACAUUCAAAAUAAUUAUGUGCUUGAGGUUGGCCCGGGUCCAGGUGGCAUAACACGAUCCAUUAUCAAAAUGUGUCCACGACAUUUGGUUGCUGUGGAAAAAGACAGGUGCUUUCUACCGACCCUGGAGCUAUUGCCGGAGGCCUCAAAGGAUUUUCUCCGAAUGGAUAUCGUACGUAAGGAUAUACUUGAGUACCAUAUGGCGGCACCUUUUUCCGAUUGUUCUAAUAUGGAUUGGCAAGACAAACGGGCUCCUGUGCACAUACUCGGAAACUUACCACUUGCGAUUUCCACCCGAUUACUAGUCAACUGGCCUCGUGAAAUGAGUUUGCAAACAGGCGCCUGGUCCUUACCACUUGCGAUUUCCACCCGAUUACUAGUCAACUGGCCUCGUGAAAUGAGUUUGCAAACAGGCGCCUGGUCCUAUGGACGCAGCAGUCUGAUUAACAUUUCGGAAGGAAAUUACAGAGCACAUAGUUGUUCCAAUUCUGGCAAAGAUACGUUGCCGCAUCUCGGUGGUGAAUCAAACAAGCUUCUUAUUCCUGACAAAGCAUUGGUACCCAAACCAGAUGUCGUGGGAGGAAUAAACAUAAUUCCGUUAAAAACCCUCUUCCCAUUGUUAAUUUCGAUGUUUUGGGGAAAGUUGUUCGUCAUAUUUCGACGCGUCAAAAAUAGUGCCGUCGAGGUGUCGCAAACGUUUACCCAUCUGAUGUGCGAGAACUCUCGAUCAUUUUUUCAACUUUCUACGGAAGAGUGAGAAUCGUUGAAGCCUACGAUUUGCUGAUGAAAUCCAACCCAGAUAUAAAGCAUUAUGAUUACUGAGCACCAAAAGAGAAAGCAGUAGUUGAAGAUAUUUUAGUAGUCUAUUUACUGAUAAUGUAAAAUAAAUUCAAAUGUCAAACAGAAUGCUCCGUCGUAGACGCCAUGGCAAGUCCAAUUUAAAAAAAAAAAAUCAAGGCUGCCGGGAAUAUACGGACUGUCGUAUUUUAAAUCGGGCUUUGACUGAUCGUAACUGACGAAGCAUUCUGUAUGACUUUUUGUAUCUUUA
This is a messenger RNA of Topomyia yanbarensis, 1376 nucleotides long. RefSeq names its product dimethyladenosine transferase 1, mitochondrial-like. Gene Ontology annotation, molecular function: mitochondrial transcription factor activity; rRNA (adenine-N6,N6-)-dimethyltransferase activity. The record is from RefSeq and is a predicted model, not a curated record. Gene Ontology annotation, biological process: transcription initiation at mitochondrial promoter; rRNA methylation. Gene Ontology annotation, cellular component: mitochondrial matrix. Lineage: Eukaryota; Metazoa; Arthropoda; Insecta; Diptera; Culicidae. The transcript is spliced from 2 exons. The coding region runs from base 159 to 1085 and encodes 308 amino acids.